Molecule: messenger RNA, 3673 nt
Organism: Pygocentrus nattereri (red-bellied piranha)
Lineage: Eukaryota; Metazoa; Chordata; Actinopteri; Characiformes; Serrasalmidae
Product: leucine-rich repeat-containing protein 43
Exons: 12
Coding region: 1436-3187 (583 amino acids)
Molecular function (GO): protein binding
Source: RefSeq, a predicted model, not a curated record
UAGUUGAUCAUAUGAUCUUCCUAGUUUAGCUUAUAAGUCCGGGCUUUAGCCAUAGAAAGUUGCGAGGCAUUGUUUUCGUUUGCGAACGACUGAGCGUUAUCUCUGUUGUGUGUAUCUGUGAGUAACUUGUGCUUUUCGACUCUGCCUUUUGCUGUGCGCUCUGGAUUGUUUGCCCUGGAUCUCUGAUUACCGUGUUUGACAUCGUUUUGUUUUUAACUAAGCCUUCUGCCUGCUCCCUUUUGGAUUAUCGCAAUGAUUGUUUCUUUAUAUCUGUUGUGUCUUCUGGAUUUGAACUCUGCCUGUUUUUUUCCUAAAUUCGACUAGAUUUCACUAAAGCUUCUGUGGUUUAUUUCUAUAGCGAUGCUUUGAAGGUGAAGGAAGAAACUCUUCGGUGAUACCCGUCUCUUGCAUGUAAAAGAAGGUUAUUUGCAUUUAGAGAUCAAAGUCAGAAUCAAGCCUUCGCGAAACAGCUUGAAGAGAAACCUGCCAAUAUGUUCUCUGCCCACAAAGCUUUGAGUCCAUGCUUUUAUACCCCAGUUAUUUUUGACAUAAGGUAUAGUCCACAUCUGGUUCUUUUUAAAAUAGCCUCCGCUUAUUUUGAAGCUAAGAGGGAGAAAGCGAGGGGCCCAUCUCUCUCUUGGGACCUGGAACUUUAAACCUGGGCCCCUUUACUCAAGCUCAACAUUGGAUUCCAUAUGAAGUGAAAAAUCACACAUGGAGUUUUGAGAGCACACAACUGAAUGCAUAUUAGAGCCCCAUAUCAGUGUUAUAUAUAAUAUGCCUUGAUAAAAACGUUGGUUCUAACUGGUUGUGGCUGGCUUCCAAUGUUGGCCAUUUAAAGUAUUCCGUGACACUAUUAGGACUCCGUGGAGAGGAGCAAUUGUUUCUUCUGUGAAGUCCACUGUGUCCGGCAUCUCCACUCUCCCCAACAGGCUGGUGGAGCUGUGCCCCCACCUUAUUUUCUCUUUUCUAUUAAGUUUAGAGAUUGAUGGUGAGGACGAGCAACUGUCAACGCAAAGACCAAAAUGACACCUGAAAAUAACAAGGCAGUUUAAAAAUAUGGAAUUGUUUGGUGGCCUACUACAGUUAAGUUUAGAAACACUGGUAUAAAUGUUUAAAUCUGUAUGUUUCAGAUUUAUCAAUGUUAAGUUUGUUCGGGGUACUAGAGAAAACUUUUGUCAUUUUGUUGAAUGGUUUUCUGUUUAAUGUAAAAAUAUGGUUGCAGCAAGAAUUAGAAUGAUAAGUCAGUUUGGUAGUUCUAAACUUGACUAGUAUGGUAAAAUCUGGUUUAUUUUCAAAAGAUGGUUGGUCAAACUAAAUGCAGUACUGUUAUUGUUGUUGGGUUCAUGAGUUCUGUGUAGAACUCAGACAUCUGAAGCCAGUGUUGAGUCUCGGGAGGUGUCUGUUUUUUGCUAUGUACUGAUUUUAACCCUUUAUGCUGUGGCCUACUUGGAGUCUACUUUCUCUUUUAAGUUUAGAGAUCGACGGCAAAGAAUGUCAGUCAACGCGAAGACCAAGACGCCUGAAGCAUAAAACAAGUUUGAGAGAAUGUGAAGACCUGGAUGAUGCAACUUCAGAGGAGGAGGAUGCUCUCCUGGAGCUCCUACGAAGCCCACUGUCGCCAUGGAAGGAGGAAGUGUCAUGGAGUCCACAAGCCUUAGCCCUGAGAGAAGUGGCUGUGAAGACACCAGAAAUUCUUAAAGGCAACUUCAUAUGUUCAUUCUUCACAAUUCUACAUAUUGUAGACAAGGGGGUCUCCAAAAUUGAUGAGGGACUGUUGAUGUUCAGCUGUUUGGAAGAGUUAGUGCUAAGUGCUAACAACAUCACUGAGCUUCCUUCCAGUAACCUUCCAAUGACGCUGCGGGUUCUGGAACUGUAUGCCAAUCAGAUUAAAAGCCUCAAGAGUGUGAACACCCAUCCUCCUCCUCGUCUCCAACAUUUAGGCCUUGGGAACAACUGCCUUGGCUCUCCAGAAGACAUACAAUACUUUACUGCAGACCUUUGGCCCCAGCUGAGGUCUCUAGAUCUAAGCUGGUCUGGAUUUACAGAGCAGUGUGCUCUAAUAGAAGCUCUCUUUGCACUGCCCUGUCUACAAAGUUUAGUUCUAGAGGGCAACCCCCUGACACUAACCCCCUCAUAUCCAGGCUUUGUGCUGGACAGCCUGUUCCGCUUGCUCUACAUGGAUGGAAAGCGAGUAACACCAGAGGACCGUCUUCGCUUCAGUGGCCUUGCCAAACUCAAAGGUCCAGUUUGUGAGGAAGCAGAGGUCAUUGUGUGCAUCCAGAAGAUGAAGGGUGUUCCAAGCCCUGCUUUGCCAUUAGAUGAGUUCCCUGUGAUCAGCCACAGCUAUUCAGUCUCCUAUGAAUUUCUCAAUCAACCUCAGUUUCAGGAAAAUACAGAUGUGGGUGGUACCUCAACAAAUAUCCCUCAGAAUCUGCAAGAGCAACAUGAGGAAGAUGAGUCAAUCUCACAUACGCCAGCAGAUCCCCUGAGAACAAGCAGAAAAGACCAGAAUAAGGACUCUAAUAAUCCUGUAGUGAUGAACAGCACACUUAAGCAAGAGUGGGCUGAGGUGAUUGAGUUUAACUAUACAACAACGCACCGCAUCAGCGACCUGCCAGCACUCAAGAAUUUCUUUCUUAGAGGUCUGUGGCUCACUGUGGAAGAAGAGAAGGUUCUGUCGUGGCCUGCACCUCCUGCUGUAAAUGCUGAAACCAAAACAUCAGCAGACAAGAAAGGAAAAGAGAGUACAGAUACAGCUCAAAAGUUAAAGGACAAGAAGAAGAAAAAGGAACCUGUGCUCAACCUAAUACAGGAGGCGCCAGUCAGACGCACACUCAGUACAGUUCACGUGGAACUCAAAGAUCUACUGGAAGGAAAGGAUAAAAUUCAAAUGGAGUGUGAUCUGGGGGUGUUGCUCUCAGAUCAGAAUGUUAGGACCACAGUGACCCGUGAAAAGGAGCUAAGUAAGAAGCCCAAAGAAGAUAAGAAGGAAGACAAGAAAAUAAAGCCAAGUGGAGAUAUAAUAAGUUCUCAAAGGAAUAUAACUUCUUCAAAAGGUAAAGGUAAAGGGCGGAAGGAGAGUGAGACAGAUGCUCCCGCAGAUGAAAGCAGCCCUUCCAACAUGGAGCCUCUGACUGUGGAGCUCAGUGUACAGCUUAGCAAAGUAUUGUCUGUAUUGUCAUAGUUCUCAAACCUAAAGACGAUGAAAUAAAUAAGCUUUAAUUUCUCACAACAUUCUCAAACCUAAAGACGAUGAAAUAAAUAAGCUUUAAUUUCUCACAACAUUCGGUGUGAUCUUUAAGGUGACCAGAUAUUCCAUGACUGGUAUAGUGGAGGUUAAUAUGCAAUAUAUAUUCAAAAGUUUGUAGACACUUGCUCAUCGUUUCUUUCAAAAUCAAGGGUAUUGAUUGAUACAGGGUUUGUUCCCCUUUUGCUACAGUAAUAGUCUUUCCUCUUGUGGGAAGGCUUUAAACUAGGUGUUGAAACAUUGCUGUGAGGAUUUGACUACAUUCAGUCAUGAGCAUUAGUGAGCUCAGGAAUUGAUGUUGGACAAUUGGGUCUGGAUCACUCCAGCUUAUCAGAGCUCCAUCACUCCGGAGAAUGCAGUUCCACUGCUAGCAUGUAGCAAUGUUCAUAUUUUCACAAUAAUAAAGAUUAUGUAAAUCAGAAA